Fusarium poae is the source of this 1662-nucleotide messenger RNA. RefSeq lists its product as uncharacterized. The transcript is spliced from 2 exons. Lineage: Eukaryota; Fungi; Ascomycota; Sordariomycetes; Hypocreales; Nectriaceae. The record is from RefSeq and is a predicted model, not a curated record. The coding region runs from base 1 to 1662 and encodes 553 amino acids.
AUGGAAGGUCCCCGUUCACGAAAUUGUUGCUGUACAGAUGAAGACAUCCCGACCGACCAUGAUUCAGGAUAUGGUGGAUCAAGGAAUCCAAGCCAUGUAUCGAAUUCCGAAAGUCAAUCUGGUCUUGAUGAUCAAUUGACUACGUCGCGUUCUAGCUCUCGAGCUCGAGCUCAACCUCGACCUCAGCCUACCCCUCCCAGUGAUUCUGUAACACAACAGGCCACGAUUCGGCCUAUUGCAAAGUCAAUUGACGAGCAAACUGCGAAGCGUGCUAGUGAUGUGAUCGAACAACUCAGCGGCCUCCUAGCAGAAUGUAUGCUCAAGUCAAGAAAACGGAAAUACUUGUCAAGAUCAAAGCGACAACUACCUGCCAUGUCGAUAAGACCUGUCAUGCUUGGAACUUCAAUCGAAGAUGCCAAAGUCUGCCUUGUCAUUUUUUGUUCCGACGAGGAUGGCGCGCAUGAUACAAUUCGGAAGUUCUUGCGCAAGUCUUAUGUAAAGGACCUCUACCAGCCCAACGACAGUUCUAUGUGCUCAUUUGACGUACAUAUUUUUGGUUCAUCACCAACCACAAAAUCUGGUCCUGAAGUCGGCAUCCCAAGAUCAGAAGAUAUGACUUUUACUCAUUGUGGAAUGCCGAUUCGCAUCGCUACUGAAGGUUUCGAUAAAGACACUAUUGUGGCAACGAUGGGCGGUCUACUGCAGUUUGAUGCGCCACGGUGGGUAGACAGUUCAUAUCGUGUCUAUGGGUUGACUGUUGCUCACGCUAUAUAUCCCGAGAUAAAUUGCGAUGUCAGCGAUGAUGACAACGAUUUCUCUAUGUCGGAUGACGACAGUGACGAAGACAAUGAGGAUUCUUCAAACAGCUCUGAUACUUCAUGUCCAACCUCACUUCCUCAAGUUGACUGGGGUGUAUCAAUUGAAGCAGAACAAACAACGAGACCAGGAAUUCCUCAUCCAUCUCUAUCGCGUUCCGUCAUUGGGCAACCCAUUGCAUACUCAUCCCUGAGUGACACUGCAGCCUAUAGGGACUGGGCACUAUUCAAGUUUCCGACAUGGGAGAUCCCAUUGGAGCCCAACAUGCUAGUGGUAGAAGGAAAACCUCCAGCUCUGCUCAAAAUGCCCUCGUCUCUGCUUGACGUUUCUAGCAGUCGAUCAGUAUAUAUCAUCACAGGAUUCUCGGGCGUAAUGGACGCAACGAUCUCCUGUGGUCUGAGCCAAAUCCUACUACAGCCUGGGACCCAGUUUGUAAGAGCAUACAUCGUGGAACUGAGUAACAGCACAGACAUUGUAGAAGGAGAUUCUGGAUCCUGGGUAGUUGAUGCUUCGACUUUGGAAGUUUAUGGUCACAUUGUUGCGACAGACAUGCUCUCAUGCUGCUAUGUCAUCCCUUUGGUCGAUAUCAUUGAGGACAUCAAGCUAGAAGAAACGCAAGUUUCCAAAUUGAAGGACAUUUCUAUCGACUUUCCUUCUUUACAGCCACCUAACAGCCAGUGGGCAGAGAAACUAGUUGUCCGGAAUAACGAUGACGAGGUAGGGCAUUCUCAACUCUUCAAUUCAUAUGAAAUGCCACCCGACGAUAGAAAGUCUAACAUUACGAAGUGGAAUCCAUCUGUGUGGAAUAUGUCACUAUCAGAUACGAUUUCCAAGUCAGACGAUUAG